This is a messenger RNA of Oncorhynchus masou masou (cherry salmon), 5595 nucleotides long. RefSeq names its product recombination signal binding protein for immunoglobulin kappa J region b (gene rbpjb). The coding region runs from base 118 to 1590 and encodes 490 amino acids. The transcript is spliced from 11 exons. Gene Ontology annotation, cellular component: nucleus; MAML1-RBP-Jkappa- ICN1 complex. Gene Ontology annotation, biological process: regulation of transcription by RNA polymerase II; Notch signaling pathway. NCBI's taxonomy places the organism in Eukaryota, Metazoa, Chordata, Actinopteri, Salmoniformes, Salmonidae. The record is from RefSeq and is a predicted model, not a curated record. Gene Ontology annotation, molecular function: RNA polymerase II cis-regulatory region sequence-specific DNA binding; DNA-binding transcription activator activity, RNA polymerase II-specific.
UCUCCCCCUCUCCAGCGUCCCUGCAUCGCCAGUCUGCUUCUGUUGUCUCGGCGGAUUGUUGGUCUUGGGGAGAAAAGAUAUCGCGAGUGUUGGAGUUUUGGUGAGAGUUUGUGGAAGAUGGCGCCUGUUGUGACAGGGAAGUUUGGGGAGCGCCCUCAACCACAGCGCCUAACAAGAGAAGCGAUGAGGAAUUACCUGAAGGAGCGAGGAGACCAAACUGUCCUGAUCCUGCAUGCAAAGGUUGCCCAGAAAUCUUAUGGCAAUGAAAAAAGGUUCUUCUGUCCACCCCCAUGUGUCUACCUGAUGGGCUCUGGCUGGAAGAAGAAGAGAGAGGAGAUGGAGAGAGAGGGCUGUUCAGAGCAGGAGGCUCAGCCCUGUGCCUUUAUAGGGAUAGGAAACAGUGACCAGGAGAUGCAACAGCUCAACAUCGAGGGGAAGAACUAUUGCACAGCCAAAACCUUGUACAUAUCAGACUCCGACAAGAGGAAGCACUUCAUGCUGUCGGUCAAGAUGUUCUACGGCAACAGCGCCGACAUCGGCGUCUUCCUUAGUAAGAGGAUAAAAGUCAUCUCCAAGCCCUCCAAGAAGAAACAGUCCCUGAAGAACGCAGACCUGUGUAUUGCAUCGGGGACCAAGGUGGCCCUGUUCAACCGGUUGCGGUCCCAGACGGUCAGCACGCGCUACCUCCAUGUGGAGGGGGGGAACUUCCACGCCAGCUCCCAGCAAUGGGGUGCCUUCUACGUUCACCUGUUGGAUGACGAAGAGUCUGAAGGAGAGGAGUUCACUGUGAGAGAUGGCUACAUCCACUAUGGACAGACGGUCAAACUGGUCUGCUCUGUCACCGGGAUGGCCCUGCCACGCCUGAUCAUCCGUAAGGUGGACAAGCAGACGGCCUUGUUGGAUGCAGACGACCCCGUCUCCCAGCUGCACAAGUGUUCAUUCUACCUGAAGGACACAGAGCGGAUGUACCUGUGCCUUUCCCAAGAGAGGAUCAUCCAGUUUCAAGCCACUCCAUGCCCAAAGGAACCAAACAAAGAGAUGAUCAACGACGGAGCGUCCUGGACAAUCAUCAGCACAGACAAGGCUGAGUACACCUUCUACGAGGGCAUGGGCCCGGUCCACUCGCCUGUCACCCCCGUGCCUGUGGUCGAGAGCUUACAGCUAAACGGGGGUGGGGAUGUGGCCAUGCUGGAGCUGACGGGACAGAACUUCACCUCAAACCUGAGGGUCUGGUUCGGAGACGUGGAGGCAGAGACCAUGUACAGGUGUGCGGAGAGCAUGCUGUGCGUGGUUCCCGACAUCUCUGCCUUCCGCCAGGGCUGGCGCUGGGUACGUCAGCCAGUGCAGGUUCCCGUCACGCUGGUGCGGAAUGACGGCAUCAUCUACUCCACCACGCUCACCUUCACCUACACGCCGGAGCCUGGGCCGCGGCCACACUGCAACGCCGCCGGAGCCAUCCUAAGGGCGGGCAGCGACCGCCUUUUAACGGCGAGCAGCAACAGCGCUAACAACAGCGACGCUAACAACAGCUACGGCCCCAACAACGCAGGAGUCACAUCCUCAUCCACGGUUGCAGCCGUGGUGUCCUAACACACACACACACUUAUACACACACACACACACAUACACAAUAUGCCUCGAGAGCAAAAUGUACCACAUGGUAAAAAGACUAUAAAGUAAAGUGACUCUCUAAAAGUGCUGCAUAUUGAUUUGGGAUUUCAAAAGAAGCUGAAAUUGAAAAUUGAUCGGACGCAGAAAGGAGGAAUUCAAAGAUAGUUCCUAUGUUAAAAGUUAUCAACCAGCGGAAAUAAGAGAAACUGUGUGAACUCCUCGCCGCUGCCCUCUUGUGAUUCGCAAGGGACAUGCCUGUCGGUUUACGGUGUUGGAGCUGUGUAAUAGGGAGUUCCUAUUGGCUCAGCGCGCCAGUGUCUUGAACGGAGACCACAACAACUAUACAUCCACCACAUGUAUAGGACGUUAUAACUACAAGGUCGAUUUUGUGCGCUUUUUUUACCCCCUCCCUCUGUUCAUUUCCCCCCUCUUUUUUUUGUCUCGUUAGUCGUCUAUGUUACUGUCAAGGGAGGAAAUGUAUUGUUGUUGGAGGGAGAGCGAGGAGUGGACAUAGUGGGGACACAAACUGUCAUGACGAUGCCGUUGUUUUUGUGGACCAAGGAUCUUGCAUAAGCUUCAGUAAAGGCACAUUUCACCUGUUUUGUAUGAAACGUAUAGUACACUUUUGUUACCAAAUAGUUUCUAUUCUCUUCCUCCGAGCUUUGGGCUUUUUUUAUGUUGUCCAAAUCCCGACCUGGCAUGUGUAUUAUAGCUACCUUUACUUCUUGUCUCCAUUAAAUGCCUGCUUCUUUCGGUCUUUUUCGACAGAACGUUGAGUUUUUGAUACUUUGCUAGUCUUUUGGAUUUUUUUUAUUAUUUUUUUACCGAAACGAUGGUUUGUUUGUGUUAGGGAGUAACCUCAGCCGGCCUCAUUUUUUGUAUUCUCAUUGUUUUGUUUUUUAAUGAAGUCUUUAAAAAGAAAAGCUUUAAGCAACGCCUCUGCCUUGCCUGCAAUACUCUGUUCGCUACAAGCUACGUUUCCCUUUGGAAAGUACACUAUGUCUCUUCAUCACACAUUGAGCCAUGGUGACGUGAAUUCUUCCAUUUUUUUUAAAAUUUAAAAUGUAAAAAAAAAAAAAAAAAAAAACUGGACUUCCAGUUACAAAAUAGUUUGUCAUUUUCACAUUUAAUGAGUCUAGUCGUUGAAAUAAAAUGGUAGCCUGAGUACAGUAGUAUUAUUACAGUCAACUAAAAUCAUGUCACGUAUCCAAAGUUGAUAUCCUGUUGCUGUGGAAGUGUCCAGCGACGUCGUCAGUCAGUCAGUAUGUUGUGUUUCCAGGCCUUGGUGUCUUCCUGUGUAUAGUUCUGGUGGCAUUUAAAACUUUCGUUGGUUUUUAGAAAAACGAAAAGACAGACACUUCCAAUUUGAUGUGGCCUUUACCGCUCAGUUAAAUGUCAAAGAGUAACAUUACCCUUCCAACGACCUGCCCUUUUCAUUUACGUAACUAGAACAAAUCUGUGUGGGGGGAGGGAGGGGAGACAGACAGUCGGUCUUAUCUCUGCUCGUUACGAGGUUGAAGAUGACAAAGGGGAUUCUAAGAUCCCAUAACUCUUUUCAACAAUGGGUCCAGCUAUGCUAGUUAGCAACGGCGCUAGUCCGAUUGAGUUGUUUUGUUUUCUAACGCUGCCCAAUAGAAUUAUUACGUUGUCUUAACCUGUAAUACUUUUCACCUGGACUCGUUACAGGAAGUUGUUGCAUUGAACAACAUAACCCACAAUGCUAUCUUUGUGUCACUGCUUCAAAAACACACUGUCAUACAUACGACCAGCGUUCUGGGAGAUUUGUUGUUUAAACAAACUCUGUUCAGUGUGAAAGUACAACACUUACAGCACCAGUCAAAGGUUUGGACACACCUACUCAUUCAAGGGUUUUUCUUAAUUUAAAAAAAAACUGUUUUCUACAUUGUAGAAUAAUAGUGGAGACAUCAAAACUAUGAAAUCACACAUGGAAUCAUGUCGUAACCAAAACAGUAUUUUAUAUUUGAGAUUCUUCAAAUAGCCACCCUUUGCCUUGAUGACAGCUUUGGACACUCUUGGCAUUCUCUCAACCAGCUUCAUGAGGAAUGCUUUUCCAACAGUCUUGAAGGAGUUCCCACAUUGGCUGCUUUUUCUUCACUCUGCCGUCCAACUUAUCCCAAACCAAUUGGGUUGCGGUAGGGUGGUUGUGGAGACCAGGUCAUCUGAUGCAGCACUCCAUCACUCUCCAUUACACAGCCUGGAGGUGUAUUGGGUCAUUGUCCUGUUGAAAAACAAAUCAUAGUCCCACUAAGCGCAAACCAGAUGGGAUGACGUAUUGCAGCAGAGAUCAUCCGUUCACCUGCUCUACGUCUCACAAAGACACGGCGGUUGGAACCAAAUAUCUCAAAUUUGAACUCCAGACCAAAGAACAUAUUUCCACCAGUCUAAUAUCCAUUGCUUGUGUUUCUCAGCCCAAGCAAGUCUCUUCUUCUUAUUGGUGUCCUUUUAGUAGUGGUUUCUUUGCAGAAAAUCAACCAUGAAGGCCUGAUUCACGUAGUCUCCUCUGAACAGUUGAUGUUGAGAUGUCUGUUACUUGAACUCUAAGGUGCAGUUAAUUGCCGGUUUCUGAGGCUGGUAACUCUAAUGAACUUCACCUCUGCAGCAGAGGUAACUCUGGGUUUUCUUUUCCAUCCUGUUUGAUGGUUUUUGUGACUUUCAAAGCUCUUUAAAUUGUCUGCGUUGACUGACCUUCAUGUCUUAAAGUAAUGAUGGUCUUUUACCAAAUAGUCCUGUCUUCUGUAUACCACCCCUAGCCUGUCACAACACAACUGAUUGGCUCAAAUGCAUUAAAAGAGAAAGAAAUUCCACAAAUUAAGUUUUAACAAGGCACACCUGUUAAUUGAAAUGCAUUCCAGGUGACUACCUCAUGAAACUGGUUGAGAGAAUGCUAAGAGUGCGUAAAGCUGUCAUCAAGGCAAAGGGUGGAUACUUUGAAGAAUUUCAAAUAUAUUUUGAUUUGUUGAAAACUUUUUGGUCACUACAUGUGUUUUUUUCAUCGUUCUCACAAUUAUUCUACAAUGUAUAAAAUAGUAAAAAAAAAAAAUCUAGUCCAAUUAAGUUGUUUUGUUUUCAUGGUCAAGAAAAGCAUCAGUUCUCACAUUUUACUCAACAAGGAGAAGGCAGUUCUCUCUUACAGAGGUGGAAUGUUGUUACAUGCCUUUUUAUAAUCUGGACAAACGAUUAACCUGGUAACAAAAUCUGAUGAAAUACUCUCUUAACCUUGUGUGAAGCUUUUUGCAAAUACUGUGUACAUACUGUACUUGCAAGGGGUUUGUUUGUUUUCUUCCAAAAGCAGCUGUUUUUGGGGGGGUGGGGGGUUAAUGAGCUCUGAACAAUGUAUGUAUGUAUCCUCUAAUAUGCCAAAUGUCUUUUUAUAACAUAGAUUUGUCAUGCACUGCUAAACAGGACAGAGCGAGAAGCAGCUUUAAAUAAAGGAAAAGACGUGUGGGAGGCGCCUUUCUCUGACACGCUCUGCCUUGAAUACUCCUCAAGACGAUUGGCUGGCUGCAUUAUGGAGUAGUAAUGUUUCCCUCUCCUCUGUGUCUCUCUGUAUCUACGUUUUUGACUUCACUCACUUAGCUCUGCACGCUUAACUUCGCUGCAGUCCCAUUUCUUAUCUUGUCCCCCUCACACAUCCUUUCACACACACUCUGUCUCCAUCUUUCUCUCUCUCUGUCUCUGUGUGUAAUGUUCCAUUAAUGGUAAACAGAGGUGUCAGUCAGUGGUAGUAUACUCAGCGAUCGAAGGGUUUGCUGAUGGUAGAAAUCUGUGCAGUUUGUAACAUUUUUAGCAAUAACGUGAAACAAGGGGACUGUUUUUUUGAUAACAUUAUGAUUGGUUGUUUUGUUUUUUGUACAUAUUGAAAUUCCAUGUCAUUUAAAGGGAAAAAAACAAGAAAAAAGUUGCUAUAUUGGCAUAUAAAAAAAAAAAACACAAGAAAUAAAAAAGUGACAAUUAUGUGUGAAA